Molecule: messenger RNA, 5016 nt
Organism: Xylona heveae TC161
Lineage: Eukaryota; Fungi; Ascomycota; Xylonomycetes; Xylonales; Xylonaceae
Product: kinesin family protein
Exons: 3
Coding region: 1-5016 (1671 amino acids)
Biological process (GO): microtubule-based movement; cytoskeleton-dependent intracellular transport
Cellular component (GO): kinesin complex; microtubule
Molecular function (GO): ATP binding; microtubule motor activity; microtubule binding
Source: RefSeq, a predicted model, not a curated record
AUGGCUCCAGUUGGAGGUGGAAACAUUAAGGUUGUUGUGAGGGUGAGACCGUUCAAUAACAGAGAGAUUGAACGACGCGCAAAAUGCAUUGUUCACAUGAAGGACACCCAGACUGUCCUGACGCCUUCUGGAGAAGUCGAGAAUCAUGAUCGACAUCGCGGCGGCAAGCCGGCCAAGGGCCAAGGUGGAGAUGGGCACAAGACCUUUGCUUUUGACAAGAGUUAUUGGUCAUUCAACAAAAAGGACUCCCAUUUUGCUGGGCAAGACGAUCUCUUCGGAGACCUGGGUCGGCCAUUGCUGGACAAUGCCUUUCAAGGAUACAACAACUGUAUUUUUGCGUAUGGUCAAACGGGCUCUGGAAAAUCGUAUUCGAUGAUGGGUUAUGGCGAGGAAGCAGGAGUCAUACCCAGAAUUUGCCAGGACAUGUUUGAGCGAAUCGCGGGGUUGCAACAGGAGAACGGAAACCUAAACUGCACCGUCGAAGUCUCAUACCUGGAAAUCUACAAUGAACGUGUCCGCGACCUGCUCAACCCUUCGACGAAGAGCAAUCUUAAAGUUCGUGAACACCCGUCAACUGGACCGUACGUGGAGGAUCUAGCCAAACUGGUCGUUCGCUCGUUUCAGGAGAUUGAGAACCUCAUGGAUGAGGGUAAUAAGGCGCGAACCGUAGCCGCGACGAACAUGAACGAAACAUCAAGUCGUUCUCAUGCCGUCUUUACGCUGACGUUGACUCAGAAGCGUCACGAUGUGGAAACAAGCAUGGACACCGAAAAGGUUGCCAAAAUCAGCCUCGUCGAUUUGGCUGGCUCAGAACGAGCAAAUUCAACCGGAGCAACUGGAGCACGAUUGAAGGAAGGUGCAGAGAUUAAUCGUUCCUUGUCCACUCUCGGUCGUGUAAUAGCGGCUCUAGCGGACGUGUCCGCUGGGAAAAAGAAGAAUUUGUCCAUGGUUCCAUAUCGUGACUCGAUUCUAACAUGGCUGCUCAAGGAUUCGCUAGGAGGUAAUAGCAUGACUGCCAUGAUUGCUGCCAUCUCUCCCGCGGAUAUCAACUAUGAAGAGACCCUUUCGACAUUAAGAUAUGCUGAUUCCGCCAAACGUAUCAAGAACCAUGCAGUCGUUAAUGAAGAUCCAAACGCGCGGAUGAUACGCGAACUAAAGGAGGAGCUGGCGCAAUUGAGAUCGAAAUUAACCAGCGGUGGAGGUGGCGGAGGGGGCGUAGCUGUCCCUGCGGACGAGCAGUACGCGCCAGAUACGCCUCUUGAGAAGCAGAUUGUCUCAAUAACCCAAUUGGAUGGUACGGUCAAGCGGGUAUCCAAGGCUGAAAUUGCAGAACAGCUCAGUCAAUCGGAGAAGCUGUACAAGGACCUUAAUCAGACCUGGGAAGAAAAACUCCAGAAAACGGAAAAGAUUCACAAAGAGCGAGAAGCUGCUCUUGAGGAACUUGGCAUUAGCAUUGAAAAAGGGUUUAUUGGCCUUUCAACGCCCAAGAAGAUGCCACACUUGGUCAAUCUCAGCGAUGAUCCGUUGCUCGCCGAAUGUUUGGUAUAUAAUAUUAAGCCUGGGACAACAACUGUUGGUAAUGUCGAGACCGCUACCACAGCAGAGAUACGUUUGAACGGGUCUAAGAUCCUACAUGAGCACUGCACGUUCAGAAACGUUGACGGGAUAGUCACGGUUGUGCCGAACGAUAAUGCGGCCGUCAUGGUGAACGGGUUACGUAUUGAUCAGCCCAAACGACUGCGAAGCGGCUACCGUGUCAUUCUUGGAGACUUUCACAUAUUCCGCUUCAAUCAUCCUCAGGAGGCACUUGCAGAGAGAGCAGAACAGACAAGCUUGUUACGACACUCGGUUACGUCAAGUCAGAUUGGAUCCCCAGGACCUCGUACAAAUGGGCAUGAGAGGACCAUCAGCAGGACAAACUCUGAACUUGAACUCGAUAGCAGUGCGCCAUCAUCGCCUUUGCCUCGGCGAUACGGAGAAGAUUUCGACUGGUCAUACGCGAGAAGGGAGGCUGCGCGAGCAAUUCUUGGGCCGGAUCAAAAGAUAUCUGAUUUGGCAGACGAGGAAUUGGACCAUUUAUUUGAAGACGUGCAAAAAGCCAGGGCGUUCCGAAGAGGAUUCCCAGAGAGUCGCCUAGAGCAGGAAGACGAUAACGAGUCAGCGACUUCAUAUCCCUUCAGAGAAAAGUAUGCUUCCACUGGGACAGCGGACAGUUUCUCUGCCGAUACGGCUCUGACCUUCCCUUCUACCCCUCGGGAAGGUGAGGCUGAUGAUAGGCUGCGGGCGGCACACGAGGAGAUGCAGAGUCAGCUCGGGAAGCAGAAGCAAGAUUUUCAGGAUGGGCUAAGGGAGUUGGAGACUACAGACACAAAUGCCAGCGAUGUUCAGGGCAAGGAGGGGCGCUUGGAAGAGGCUCUAAAGGCCACAAGGGCGGAGAUGCAGGCACAGAUGGAGCAGCAGAAAGCACAAUUCGAGGAACGUUUGCGACAGAUGAGCGAGCAGGAUCCGAAACAAACAACGAAUCGCAAUCUGCUGUACCGAGACAAGGAGCUUGCCGUGGCAAAAGACAGCUUCCAGCAUUGGAGGCGCCGGAAAUAUGUACGCAUGGCGGAAUCCAUUCUGCAAAAUGCCGCGGUUUUGAAAGAAGCACAGGUAAUGAGCCAAGCCAUGGACAAGAAUGUUGUGUUUCAAUUUGCUAUUCUUGACGUUGGACACACUUUUGCUUCGUCCUACGACCUAGUGCUCAGUGAUAUUGCUGGCGAGGAUGACGAGGCAUUAGACGAUGCGGGCAAACCAUGCGUUGGGGUUAGAGUCUUGGAUUAUAAGAAUUGUGUCAUCCACCAUUGGUCUCUAAAAAAGCUGGAAGACCGAGUGCGGUCGAUGCGUCAGAUGUAUCAAUAUAUUGAUCGGCCAGAAUACCUACAGCAUUUCCGGCUAGAGAAUCCGUUCUCUGAGGCGUUUUUGCCAAGAUACUCUCUUGUGGGCGACACUGAUGUUCCUCUCACUGCAGUUUUUGAAUUAAAAGUGCAAGACUUUGAGUUGGAUAUAAUAUCACCGUACACGUCGAACGUUGUUGGCAUUCUCAAGUUCUCGCUGGAGCCAUCCUCUGCGGAGGCUCCGUCAUCGACGCUGAAGUUCAACGUGGUGAUGCAUGAGAUGACUGGUUUUGCAGAGCGCGAAGGAACGGAGGUACAUGCACAACUUUUUGUACCAGGAAUAUCCGACGAAGGCGGUGCAACCACGACGCAGAUGAUAGCUGACUUUGAUGAAGGUCCUGUGAGGUUUGAGAGUGUUCAUAGCAUGAGCAUACCACUCUCGAGUCCAAGGACGGCUUCGCUGCGGAUAGCAAUCUUUGCCAAGAUUACACCGAUGCACCUCGACAUGCUGCUAAGUUGGGACGACAUGCGCGAUUCUGCGCCGCGGAGGAAGCAGAAGAAGAAUGCUCGGAUUCCAGAGACGGAAUUUUAUGCCGAGGAGCGGCAUGAUAUCUUUUCAAGGCUGCAAAUUUUGGAAUUAUCUGAGCAAGGUGACUACGUACCAGUCUCCGUAUUGCAGAGUAACCCACUCGACGCUGGUGCCUUUCAACUCCACCAGGGUUUGCAACGGCGGAUCGUCGUGCAGCUAACGCACAGCUCGGGCGAUGCACUGGAGUGGAACAAUAUUUCACUGUUGCGCGUUGGAAACAUUCGCCUCGUUGAUCCGCUUGGCAAAGUUCCUGAUCUCAGCCCUCCAACACCAGAUAUUCCUCUCAAAGUGUUUUCCGAGCCCGUUGUUAAGCAAAACGCCAAUGGAACGAGCAAUGUCACUAUUUGCGGACAAUGGGACUCCAGUGUUCAUGAGUCUCUCCUUCUUGACAGAGUGACAGCCGACAAAUACCGCGUACAAAUGACGAUUCUAUGGAAUGUCCCGUCAGCCCGACUUACGGAGCCGGUUGAGUUUUCAUUAGAUGUAUCGGUACAGAUUCAGCCGCGAGCUGCCCCUCAGCCAUCCAUAUUCAUGCAGCUCUGGAGCACUGUGCGGACGGUGCAUUGCGUGGUGGGUAUGUUCUCACUCGCUAUCCGUCCGACGUCUGCGAAACGGGCCGUGGAUCUAUGGCGGAUGAAUACACAGCACGACUAUGUCAAAGGAGAAGAAUUGCUCACUGGCUGGGCCCCAAGAGGCGUGUCUCUUGUCAGAGAUUACAUCGCUGCACGGAAACGUAGACGAAGAGUUGCCGAGAUUGAGACAGCCAGGGGCGUGCUUACGAGUAAAGCUCUGAGCCCUCCUGAACCUCGUUCUUCCUCCAGCGUUCCUCCAUCUGAUUCAAAGGAUGCUCCCGUUCCUGCAGCCGAGAAUAACGUACUCUCAGGAGCAGUAGAUGGAUCGGCAGAUGAAAACGAGUCACAACUUGAUCAAACACAGGAGCAAGACCAAAGUUUGCAGGACCAGGACCUGGAGCAAACACUUUACUCUCCACACGAAGAAGAGCUUCUCAGAAAAUAUGUUUGUCUAUGGCAAAGCUACCGAGACGACCCUGGCGAAAAGAUUCUCUCACAACAAAACACGGAACCACCUCAACAAGGCGCCGCCUUUGCUCUGGGAACCCCGGAUGGAGAAAAUGCCGCUGGACCCCCAACUCUAGUUGCUGAGGUCCAGCACAUUGCCAAAAACCCCUCCGUCCUCAAAUCCGGAACCCUAUUAACCCCCAACGAGUCCAACACGCACUGGGUCCGGCGACACGUCGAGCUACGCCGACCAUACCUGCACGUCCAUUCUGUCCCGCCAGAUGGCGACGGCGACGAAAUUGACGCCAUCAACCUGAGCAACGCGCGCGUCGAUCACCAGCCGCAAAUUGCAAAACUGCUUCGCGGAAGACAGAAUGUGUUUGCCAUUUACGCUCCGCAGAAUACAUUCCUCUUUGCGGCCCGCACCGAGCGUCAGAAGAUUGAGUGGAUUCUGAGAAUCGACCAGAGCUAUUUUGGUAAUGGAAACGGCAGUGGGAGUAUGAGUGGUAGUGAGUACGAGGGCGAGCAGUGA